This is a messenger RNA of Rhineura floridana, 5912 nucleotides long. It is a transcript of the gene PARD3B, whose product is annotated as par-3 family cell polarity regulator beta. Gene Ontology annotation, biological process: intracellular protein localization; microtubule cytoskeleton organization; establishment of cell polarity. The transcript has 23 exons. NCBI's taxonomy places the organism in Eukaryota, Metazoa, Chordata, Lepidosauria, Squamata, Rhineuridae. Bases 1015 to 4647 code for a protein of 1210 amino acids. Gene Ontology annotation, molecular function: phosphatidylinositol binding; protein binding. The record is from RefSeq and is a predicted model, not a curated record. Gene Ontology annotation, cellular component: apical junction complex; cell cortex; apical plasma membrane.
GGUGGAGGGCUGGUUAGGCGAUGCUGCGGCCCCUUUAAGAGUCUGGCCGAGCUCGGUUGUUGGGGUGGAAGCAAAACAGGCACACAGCUUACAUUCGUUCCCGGGAUGCCUGAGCGCUGAGUCGCGCGGGCGAGGGGAAGAGACCCGGGCAGCGUGUGCGCGCGCGGGAGAAGGGGCGGGAGUCGAAAAGGCGGCGGCAGGGCCCGCACUCAGCAACGGCAGCCAUCCCACAGAGAAAGAGAGAGAGUGGAGCGGGAAGAAACCCUAUCUGCAUUCCCCGAGCUCAGCCCGGGCAAGAAGCGGGGCGGCCGUAGCUAUUGCAACGGCCGUGUCUGCUUUGCUGUAUCCCCAGGCUCGGCCUGCGCCUUUCCCUAGAGAGCAGGCGCUUCCUCUUCUCUCUUCCGGCUUUUGCCGCCUCCUCAAGGGAACAGCCCGGGGGGGGGGGAGGCUCGACCUUUUACCUAGCCUCGGGGUCGUAUCUGCCUGCUUCUUCCAAACUCUCACAUAUCUGGUUUGUGUAGGAGAAGGAGGCUGCUUGCUUACCUACCCCUCGCUCAACUCUUUCUCUUCAUCCUUCUGGUGUGUGUGGUUGGGUUUCGGCUUCUACCUUCCAUGGAGUAGACCUAGUUUGGCGUAAUUCCUCCUCCCUGGCAAAGUUGUGUGUAUGAUCUUUGAUACCGUUUCGCUGGUCUCAAACACAAGGGCUGAUUGGCCUGCCUUCAUCUCCAGGGCCUGCUUCCUUUCCGUUCUCAAGCAGGUUUUGCCCUCUUUUCCUAUUUCUCCCCGCCCCGGUCAAAUGUAAACACCUGCUGCUGAGAGGAGUUUUCAGUUUUGUUCUCCCCUCUUCCCCAUCAUGGCUUUUGGGUUUUGUUUUAGAGUUUUCCUUUCUUUUUUGAAGGAUUAAUUUUAUUCUGUUUCCUUUGCUAGCAAAGCCCUCCACGACUUCCCCCCUUUCCUUUUGAAUCCCUCAUUAAAAACAUAGCCCUCAUCUAAAUUUAUUUUUAUCUGGAUGAGAUGAAAGUGACCGUUUGUUUUGGCAAGACAGGGAUUGUGGUUCCCUGUAAGGAUGGACAGAUUCGGGUUAGAGACUUAACGCAACAGGCUCUCCAGAGAUACCUGAGAACCAAAGAAAAGGAUCCUUCGUAUUGGGUGAAUAUACACCAUCUGGAGUACACAGAUGGGGGAAUCCUGGAUCCAGAUGACAUCCUGGCAGAUGUGGUGGAAGACAAAGAUAAGCUGAUUGCUGUGUAUGAUGAGCAAGAUUCAAUCCCCAAGUCUGAGCACACCAGUGUUAGUUUGACAAAUGGAAACAGCCCAGAUGCUUUUGAGACUGAUGUAGCUGCCCAGCUGGCUGCAUUUCAGCCAAUUGGAGGAGAGAUUGAAGUGACACCCUCUGCUCUGAAGCUAGGGACACCACUUUUGGUGAGAAGGAGCAGUGAUCCAGCACUAGGCCCACCUGCUGACUUUCCUGCAGGAUCUUUGCAUGCUAAUGACGGUGAUCUGAAGACUUCUGUGUUAGGUUUAGCACGCUCAUCUUCAGAAGACUGGGAUCUUGCUGCACACGAUGAAGUGCUGACAUCUCAGAAAACAAAAUUCAUUAUCAGUGGUGUGACAAGAAUCGUGGAGAUUUCUGGGGAAGGCGGCCCACUGGGGAUUCAUGUGGUACCAUAUUUUUCAUCAUUAAGUGGAAGGAUUCUAGGGCUUUUUAUCCGUGGCAUUGAGGAGAAUAGCCGAACUAAGAGGGGUGGACUUUUCUUUGAAAACGAAUGCAUUGUGAAAAUUAACAACAUAGAACUUGCUGAUAAAACCUUUGCACAAGCGCAAGACAUCUUUCGGCAAGCUAUGAAAUCUCAGAACAUCAUUUUGGAAGUAGUUCCUCCCUACAGCCGUGAACAAUAUGAAAAGUCUGUCAUCGCACCUUUAUAUUCCCCAGAUAACACUGAACAUAUUUCAAAGGCAAAGGUUCCACCUCCCAUCCAUCCAAAGCCAAUGACAAAGGAAGUGGACUUGUCCGGAACAAACAAUCUGGAGACUGGUGGGCGGACAAUACUACAUCCUGCCAAGAGUCCUAACUUUCCAAGAGUUAGUAGGAAGUCAUCAUCACCAUCUUUAUCACCAUUAAUGGGUUUCGGCAGCAAGAAAAAUGCAAAGAGGAUAAGGAUAGAUCUCAAGAAAGGUCCAGAAGGACUUGGUUUCACUGUGGUUACCAGAGACUCUUCAAUACAUGGUCCCGGUCCUAUAUUUGUAAAGAAUAUUUUACCACGAGGUGCAGCAGUUAAAGAUGGCCGUUUGCAGUCAGGAGACAGAAUACUGGAGGUGAAUGGUAUAGACAUCACUGGCAGAACCCAGGAAGAGCUUGUAGCUAUGCUGAGGAGCACAAAGCAAGGAGAGGUUGUCUUCAUCACUGUUGCUCGCCAGGAGGAAAGCUUUCUGCCCCGAGAACUGAAAGGAGAGCCCUACUGCAAUGUUCUUUCCCUGGACACUACAGAGCAAUUGACCUUUGAGAUCCCUCUGAAUGACUCUGGUUCAGCUGGACUUGGUGUGAGCUUAAAGGGCAACAAAUCUCGAGAGACGGGGGCUGACCUUGGGAUUUUUAUCAAAUCUAUCAUUCAUGGAGGUGCUGCUUACAAGGAUAGCCGGCUGCGAAUAAAUGAUCAGCUUAUUGCAGUGAAUGGAGAAUCCCUGCUUGGAAAAUCAAACCAUGAAGCCAUGGAGACCUUGAGGCGAUCCAUGUCCAUGGAAGGAAACAUUCGUGGAAUGAUCCAACUAGUGAUUCUUAGACGGCUGGAUAGGCAAACUGAAGUGGAGCGCACAGAACCUGCUGUUUUAUUUCCAAAACUGGAGCUUGAGGGAAAUGUUAAUUUUACAACUGUUCCGAGAUGUAGUGAUGCUGCUCUGCAGUGUUUUGUACCGUAUUGCCCUCAGGAGAGGUUGGAAGAGUUUUAUACAUUUGAGAAUGGCAUGGCUGAAAAUGAAAUCCCACCACCUCUGCCUCCACAUCCUUCUGAUGAGCUGCUUGCAGAUUAUAAUCAAAGCUCAGUAGCAGAUUCAGCAACAUAUUUACCAGAUCAGCACAUCAACUUCAGAUCUUUGACAUUGGCAAAGCAGACAGAAUCAAUUAAUCUGAAAUCCUCCAAAAGCAUGGAUCUUGUGGCAGAUGAAAGCAAAGUUAGCUUGUUGACUGGGCACAAACUAGCAUCUCCUGGCAAGGAUAUUGGUCCCACCCUGGGUUUAAAGAAGUCAAGCUCCCUGGAGAGUCUUCAGACAGCUGUUGCUGAAGUGAAAAAGAAUGAGCUUCCUUUCUAUAGGCCCAGGCCUUACAUGGUCCGUGGUAGAGGGUGCAACGAGAGUUUCCGAGCUGCCAUUGACAAAUCUUAUGAUGGACCUGCAGAUAUGGCUGAAGAUGGUCUGUCUGAUAAAAGCUCAUUCUCUGGUCAGGAAACUCAUAACUUUGAAUCGGCCCUUCUUCACCUUAAGGCAGAAUUAGAGGAUGUGGAAGGCAGGACAAAGAAACACAAGAAGGCAAAAGAAAAAAUGAAAAUAAAAGAUAAAAAUAAAAAAGCAAAUCUGAAGAACAAAUCUAAAAUUAAAGAAAAGGACAAGAAAGAAGAAAAUGAAGAUCCAGAGAGAAAAACAAAAAAGAAAAGUUUGGGUGCCAUGUUGAGGUUUGGCAAGAAAAAAGAGGAGAGAGGUGCAAAAGGUGACCAGAAGGGAAACUCCAAGCAUGGCACUCUUAAAGAGGAGGACCUGGAAAAGAUGAAGGAGGAGCGUGAAAGGAUUGGUGCAAAGCAUCAGGAGCUACGGCAGAAGCAGGCCAGAGGACUUCCUGAGUAUUCCACUGGCCCUGUGGGUCCACCACCAGAUAUUGACGAUGAUGAGACAGACCCAAAUUAUGCACGAGUGAAUCACUUCCGAGAAAUGUAUCCAGUUGUCAGUGCUUAUGGGCCAUCUUCUCCACCUGUGUCAGAAAAGUUUAGGUGCGAUAACCCUCCAAUGGACAGGGACCACCUGGAAGGACUGUAUGCAAGGAUAAACAAGCCACCUUAUCAGCAUGCUCCUCUUGAGAGUGACCAUUUGACUGUUGGAACGGCAGACCGUAUCCAGAAGUUGCGGAAGGAAUACCAUCAGGCAAGGCGGGAAGGCUUAUCUUUCUAUGAUGAAGAGGAAGGCAGAGGAAGGCCAUCUGAUUAUGAUCAGCACUGGGUGUCUGGAAAAAGUCCAGAUGGGACUUCACACCAUCUUCAAUUUGAGGGAAUAGAAAGACAAUAUGCCUCCUUACCCAGGCAUGGACCUAUAGAACCAGUGGAGUAUUUAACAGGACUACGGGUAGCAUAUAAAGAGAGAGAUCUUCCUUACUGUCAAGGAGGCCAACCUGCAAUUCAUCCUACCAAAGGGAGCUACGCUCAUCCACAAGAUGGCCCAAGAACAACAGAGUUGUGGUAUCCUCAGUAUGGUAUCCCACCGCAGCCAGUAGGCCAGCACAAAGGACCCUUCCGCCAAGAUGUACCACCAUCACCACCUCAGGGCCACAGAGGUCUGCCUUAUAAUGAAAUGGGCAGACCUGGCUAUCGUCGAACCGGCCCUGAUCAAUCCCAAUACAGACAUGAAGAUCCCAGGCAGAAGGACCCCAUGACUGCAGCUGUAUAGCCUAAAGCUAGACUGUUGUUGAUAUUGUUAUCUUGCAGCUGGUACCACUGAGCCUUUCUAUCCCAGGGCAGACGUCACUUAAGUCUGGCCAGUUUGCAUCCAGGACACAUUCCUAAACAUAGUACAAGCUCAUAAAAAGCGGUACAGUGACUUUUGGGUAUCAUUGUAUCAGAGUGUUGUUUGAAACAAAAAAAAGCUUGCUUGAAUGUAGAAGGUGGGAGAUGAAGAGUGAGCAGAAUUUCUAAGCACCCCAUAAAGUACCACUCAGGGCGAUUUGCAACCAACAACACAGGCACAUACAAGACGCCUAUAUUGCAGGAAUCUGUUUUGGAAAUAGUUUCAGAAAAGGUAUCGUCUUGGUACCACUGUGUGUGCACUCAGUAUGGCAGACUUUUCUUUACUAAGAUCUUCUAUAAUUGGAGAAAUUAGAGUAAUAUCCUGUGUUUCCUGGCAAGUUUACAAAGAGCUUCAUUGUCCUCAGAGAUGUGCUCAUGGUGUGACCUGUCAUUUGUAUUUGCUAUCAUGGUGGGGAAAUACUGUAUUUUUCUCUCAUUUUAAUCUCACCUCAGUAAUAUUUUUAAUUGCCCCUUGAGAUAUUCCAUUUUGUAUCCUCCUUUUCAUUUUUUUAAUGUCAAGAUUUCUUUUUUAUUUUUCUAAUUACAAAGAGUACAGAUGGACAAAUGGGAAAAUGUCGUACUUAAUAGUUCAUAGAAAUGCCUCAGAGUGUUGUAUUGUAAGGGAUCCUGGAUCUUGCCUUGCCUCUAGUUUCCCAACAGUAGGGAGUUUUAGCGCAUUUGGCAAUUGUGUAUAUAUCUGGAAAGAGCCGGUUUCCUAUUGGUAAUGUUGUCAGAAGUGCCUGCCGCAUAUCAGUUAAUAAUUGUAAGCUAGGGGGCAGCAACUAGAGGACCAGGCCUAACCCUUGAAGGAUCUUCUUAAGUCUCCUCCACAGAUACCAACUGGUGGGAGAGUUGUAGGGAGGGAGGCAGUGGAAACUCACCAACAGCAGCCCACUUUGGGGGAGUGAGCGCGGGAGUCUGAUCCUCCCAUAAAACUACUUGCUGACCAAGUGUGUGCAACCUGAGUAUCUGAUUCCAUUGCUUUUUUUUUCUGGAAAAUGUCGCCUGUGAAAGCCAUUCUUCUGCAGAUCCCAUCUCAGAAAGGAUGGUCAGGCUCUUGAAGGGCUGGUGGAUGCUAAGAGCCAAACAGUGCUCACUGUUGCAUGGCAGAAAUUCUGCAGGACCGCCACACUUGGGGGUUUGGGGGGG